Molecule: messenger RNA, 1227 nt
Organism: Penicillium diatomitis
Lineage: Eukaryota; Fungi; Ascomycota; Eurotiomycetes; Eurotiales; Aspergillaceae
Product: ribonucleotide-diphosphate reductase subunit RNR2
Exons: 4
Coding region: 1-1227 (408 amino acids)
Biological process (GO): deoxyribonucleotide biosynthetic process
Molecular function (GO): oxidoreductase activity
Source: RefSeq, a predicted model, not a curated record
AUGGCUUCCCAAGUCACUCCCUCGAAGCAGGCUGCGUCUUCCCUCGAAAACCUCAAGAUGAACGAUUCCCCCAUGAAGAAGCUCGAUUUCCAGUCCGCUGGCAAAGAGAACACCCCCACUGCCUUCCAGGCUGCCGACAUGACUGUCACGAAGCCUAUGGAGAAGGCCGUGGAAGUCCCCAAGGUGGCUCCCGGUAUCAAGGAGAUGGAGGCCAGCGAGCCGCUUCUCCAGGAGAAUCCCCACCGUUUCGUUCUCUUCCCCAUCAAGUAUCAUGAGAUUUGGCAGAUGUACAAGAAGGCCGAGGCCUCGUUCUGGACCGCGGAGGAAAUCGAUCUGUCAAAGGAUCUGCACGACUGGCACAACCGCUUGAACGAUGAUGAGCGUUACUUCAUCUCCCACGUCUUGGCUUUCUUCGCCGCCUCCGAUGGCAUUGUCAACGAGAACUUGUUGGAGCGGUUCAGCGGUGAAGUUCAGGUCCCUGAGGCCCGCUGCUUCUACGGUUUCCAGAUCAUGAUGGAGAACAUUCACUCUGAGACUUACUCCCUCCUCAUCGACACCUACAUCAAGGAACCCAAGCAGCGCACCUAUCUCUUCGAUGCUAUUGACACCAUCCCCUGCAUCAGACGCAAGGCCGAUUGGGCCAUGAAGUGGAUCUCUGACCGCGAAUCCACCUUUGCGCAGCGUCUCGUCGCCUUUGCCGCCGUUGAGGGCAUCUUCUUCUCGGGCUCCUUUGCCUCUAUCUUCUGGCUCAAGAAGCGUGGUCUCAUGCCCGGUCUGACCUUCUCCAACGAGCUGAUCUCUCGUGAUGAGGGUCUCCACACCGACUUCGCCUGUCUGCUGUUUUCUCACCUGAACAACCGCCCCAGCAAGCAGGUUGUUGAGGAUGUCAUUGUUGAAGCUGUCGGUAUCGAGCAGGAGUUCCUCACCGAUGCCCUGCCCUGCGCCCUUUUGGGCAUGAACUCGAAGCUCAUGUGCCAGUACAUUGAGUUUGUGGCCGAUCGUCUGCUGGUUGCUCUUGGUAACAAGAAGUACUACAACGCCACCAACCCCUUCGACUUCAUGGAGUCCAUCUCGCUCGCUGGCAAGACCAACUUCUUCGAGAAGCGUGUCGGUGACUACCAAAAGGCCGGUGUCAUGGCCUCCACCAAGAAGGAGACUACCGCUUCAUCCGAUGGUGAGCAGACUCCCAAGGACAACAAUGGCCUCAGCUUCGACGAGGAUUUCUAG